CGCCGCGCACAGGAAGUGGCGGCGGCGCCGAGGCGGAGGGCGGCGAUGGGGGCCCGGGGCGGCGGGCGCCGCACUCGCUGAGGCCCGACGCAGGGCCGGGCCGGGCCCAGGCCGAGCGCUGCGGCCGCGCGCUGCGGACGCGAGGACCGCGACCAGCAGGUGGAGUGCAGGCGCUGGGGUCAUUCAGUAACCAGAGCCUCUGGAGGAAAACACCUGUCCACGGUGGGCCACCAGGAGUACUGGAGCAGUUGACCCCAGGUACCUUCGUCAAGAGGAUUGUGAGCACUUAAGCUAGGUCCGACACCCUUGAGGACAGCCAUCCCCUGGCCCUGUUACCCUGUGCCUUGGACGGCUGUUCUCAGUGAAGGACCGUGCGCCCGCCCCUGAGCAGCGACCAUGGGCCUGCUUGCCUACCUGAAGACCCAGUUCGUGGUGCACCUGCUCAUCGGCUUCGUCUUCGUGGUGAGCGGGCUGAUCAUCAAUUUCACACAGCUGUGCACACUGGCCCUCUGGCCCAUCAGCAAGCACCUGUACCGCCGCAUCAACUGCCGCCUGGCCUACUCGCUCUGGAGCCAGCUGGUCCUGCUCCUGGAGUGGUGGUCCUGCACGGAGUGCACUCUCUUCACCGACCAGGCCACCGUGGACCACUUUGGGAAGGAGCACGUGGUCGUUAUCCUCAACCACAACUUCGAGAUCGACUUCCUCUGUGGGUGGACCAUGUGCGAGCGUUUUGGCGUGCUGGGGAGCUCCAAGGUGCUGGCUAAGAGGGAGCUGCUGUACGUGCCUCUCAUCGGCUGGACAUGGUACUUCCUGGAGAUCGUCUUCUGCAAGAGGAAGUGGGAGGAAGACCGGGACACUGUCAUAGAGGGACUGAAGCGCUUGGCUAACUACCCAGAGUACAUGUGGUUUCUCCUGUACUGCGAAGGGACACGCUUCACGGAGACCAAGCACCGCAUCAGCAUGGAGGUGGCCGCCUCCAAGGGGCUGCCCCCGCUCAAGUACCACCUGCUGCCCCGGACCAAGGGUUUUACCACUGCAGUCCAGUGCCUCCGGGGCACAGUUGCAGCUAUUUACGAUGUGACGCUGAACUUCAGAGGGAACAAGAACCCGUCUCUGCUGGGGAUCCUCUAUGGAAAGAAAUAUGAGGCAGACAUGUGUGUGAGGAGGUUCCCCCUGGAAGACAUCCCAUCAGAUGAGACCGGCGCAGCCCAGUGGCUUCACAAGCUGUAUCAGGAGAAGGAUGCCCUGCAAGAGAUGUACAAGCAGAAUGGUGUGUUCCCAGGGGAGCAGAUCAAGCCCCCCCGAAGGCCAUGGACCCUGCUGAACUUCCUGUGCUGGGCCACCAUCCUCCUCUCCCCCCUCUUCAGCUUCGUCCUGGGCGUCUUUGCCAGUGGAUCCCCACUCCUCAUCCUGACAUUCCUGGGGUUUGUGGGAGCAGCUUCCUUCGGAGUACGAAGACUUAUAGGAGUGACUGAGAUAGAAAAAGGCUCCAGCUAUGGCAACCAAGAGCUUAAGAAAAAGGAAUAAUUAAUGCUGUGAUUGAACACCCAUAACCUGACGCGGUAUCCAAUUAACUCAAUUAAAAACAGAACACACAAGAGCGAGGGAAAGAGACACUUAGAGACUAUUUUUCUUAUUAACUGGUGACUAAUAUUAACAAAACUUGAGCCAAGAGCAAAGAACUCAGCCUGCCAGGUGAAGAUGCUCAGCCAGCACUGGCAGGGUCCCAUCGGCCCUCUGCGGGGACAGAGGCGGGCUUGGGGGAGGUGGUGGGACCGUGGGCUCCCCAGAACUCCACCUCCAAGAGGCAGCCUUGGCUGCUCUCCCUUCUUAAACGUAGAAUGAGGCUUUUGUUUCUUUUCAGUUAUUUAGGGAACUUAAUCUGGCCUCAACCUUGUGCCCUCCCUGCACCCAGAACACUGGCUCUUCAUGGGUGCCACUGUCCUCAUAGGGGCAGGUCAGCUGGAUCCUGGUCCUGUGGAGCUCAUUUGUCCUGCCCUGCUUGGCACCUUGGCUUCUAGCCCGGGGGGGAGGAAGUCUUCUUAGAGAUAAGCACACAGUGAAUGUAGAUCUGGCCCCUUUGCCCCCCCUGGGGGCUGAAGACCACCCCUCCAUCCUCUGCAGCACCAUUGGCACUGCCUCUCUGCGGGCCGGGCCUAAGCACCUUAAGUCUCUUUAAAGCGAACGCCCGAGAACUCUGCAGAAUGUGGAAUCCUUGACUUCAUACAGCUCCAUGGUCCCGCUCUUCCUCUGUAGCCAGCAGGCCGUGGUCCUGCGCAGGGCCAGAUGGGAAGACCACUCGGGCCCCACACCUCAGAGCCAUGGUGCCUGGGGAUGGAGGGGGGAGUUCCAGCCCAGGGGACUCCCCUGGACCAGUCUUCAGGAGGUGGUGUCACCAUCAGGCCUCCUUAUUCUCAGUCAGACACCUUUAGUGCUGGUUAGCAUUAGAAUUUCUUUUUACACGUUGUUCUGUGGCUGGCUCGCAGCUUCUCCCUGUCCUCCUCCUAUUCUGCCUCUGUCCAGGCAGGUGUCACGGCUGGCCACCAUACCCACUGUUGCCCCAUACCACCUCAGUGACAUAGGCUGUCCUGGCAGAGAACAGGGGUCCUCUGCCUGCACUUAGUGCCUUGCCAGGGUCCCCUCGGCUGGCUCUGGAGGCGCAUUUUCCUUCUCACUCAGUGCAGGAAGGCCUGCCUGGUUUCUGGGAGACCUAGGUCCUGAGGAAAUACCACCAUAUACUUUUACCUUCUGUCUGGAACCUACACUGGCUCUCUUAAAGUCAUUUCAUGUUUUCUAACAAGGAAAAAUCGGGUAUUUUAUCUGGCAUCCUGCAACCAGAGUUCAGAGUAAAGGCAGAGAAGAUUCGUAGGGUACACUGGAAGAAGGAGGCCUGGAGAAGCCUGAGAGCAGAUCCGGGUCUGCCUGCAUGGUCCCUGGUGAUGGGGACCUCAUGAGGCAACAUGCCCAAUUUACAGAAGAUGCUACUGGCCUCUGAGGUCCGCGCACAGUGGAGGACCACUCCUGUCGCUCCUGGGUGACAGCAAGACACAUGGCUGCUUGUAAGGGUGAAGGGUUGAGUCAGGCAAACUGAGACCCUGAGUCUCUUCCCCUCCAGCUGAAGGCUUGCCUUCCCUGGCCUUUACCAACUGUGAGCCAUCUUGGGCACUUCUGAGGGCCAGCUCCCUCCCUGGUGGGUUUUCUUUCUGCCUUUCUGUCUGCUUAAGGUCUCUGUCUUCCCCCAUUCACCGUCCCCUCACAAACCAGAAGGAAACAGGCCAGUGGGCCCUGCCAUUGCAUGCACCUGGCCUGGGAAAAGCAAGCUCAGGCCUCUACCACUUCACUAAUGCCUCUGGCUUCCCACAGAAACCCUGAGCCUUUGAGGUCAGCUGACUGUUCUGUCUGUGAAUGAUUUGGGGAAUCCAAGCUGCAGGCUUUGCCCUCCUAGACCUCCCCCUGCUUCACCAUCUAAUACAGUGCUUCUGAGAGCAAUAAAAACUACACUAGGAAUGUGGGUGUGGGUUUUUGGGGUUUUUUGGGGGUGGGGUGGGGUCAGAUUUUGCUUUUCAUUUGCUUCAGAAGGAAAGGGGGAGGAGAGCCCCUUUGAUUUUUCUAUUAAAUUAAUAAAUCUCAGAAUAAUGCUUUUUCUCUUUUUCCUUCACACCCUACUACUGAUAGGCAUGGCUGAUGUCAUGCUCAGAUUCAGAGGAAGGUUCUGCUGAAGCAGCUUGCUAGUCUUUAGGGAGCCCAUGCUGGAAGCAGUGGGCUCAGGAGCCAGAGGCAUUCUGAAACUGGAGUGGUUGGUUGGUGGCCUCGGGAGGAAGGGCCUGGACUGCUAAACUGGCUCUGCUUCAGGUUCCCCAGUAGAGGGGCCCCCACAAGUUCAGCUCAGACUGGGACAUGUCUCCUUACCAUUCAACGCCCAAGAGCCAGAUAUUUGAGGGUGCCUGUCAUCUCCCUGAAAAACCCUUGCCCUGUCCAGGUGGUCUCCUACCCCUGGUCCCUGGCCACACCCACAUACCUCAUGCAGGCCUCUCUGAAGCUGUGUUGGACUUCGGCAGUGGCUGCCAUUCUCCUGACUGCCUGCGGCUUUUCGUGGUGCCCACAAAGAGCAUCUAAGGGGCUGUGUUGCUCUCUCUCUCUUCCUCCCUCCCUCCCUCUUCCCUUCCCUCCUCACCUCUCUGAGGGCUUUGUGCUAGCAUCCCAAUCAGUGACCACCCUGCAAGAAGCAGGAGCAGCAAGCUAGGAAGGCUAAGUGGUCAGAAUGUGGGCAGUUCAGAGGUGAGGGACACUCUGCUUUUGACAAGUCCUUUAACCCAUAGGACGAGGCCACCUGCUGGGUAUUUGGUGACUGUACCCAUGAGGCUGUAAGCCCUGUCCUCAGGAAACAGAGAUGAGCUCUAAAUAUGCAGGCUGCUUGGUAACAUACUUGGCAACAAUGUAACAACAUGUUCUUGUAGGAACAAGGCAGGUGUCUUCACAGAUGCCUUGACUGCCCCUCCCUCCCAUCUUGUGCACCUUGCCCUGAUGAUGUUUUCUGCCUCUGAUCUAGUCCAGCCUUCAUACCACCUGAGGAAAAGUCAGGGUUUAGACCCAGCAGUGGGAUACACUCACGAGCAGUUCAAGAGAUGUCAGGAGAGCAUCCACACCCACCGUGACUACCAAUUUGUGUCUGGUUCAGGAUGAAGAAUUAAGUGGCUCUUCCUGCAUGUUGCCCUGUCUCUGCCUGAGACCUUAUAGGACAAGCCAAAGGUAGCCUUUCCGGCCCUGAUGACUUGCACCUCAGUUGUUUGUCCCACACAUAGACCAACCACUAGGUAUGCAUGUGACUUAGUGCUAGCCAUUUGGUGUGGCUUCUAGCCCUCUGCAGUGUCAUGAGGCUCAGGGCUAGAAUGGCACACCUGCUGCCUGCUGCCUUCUUUCUAGAAACAUCUCUGGCCUAUGGGCCAGCCCCAAACCAAAGGUACCUGAGCCUGGGUGAGGGCACCCCUGACCUGCCUCGGGCCUUGUCCCAGAGCCUUGCCAACAGGGCUGUCAGGUGGGUGCUGACACUCAGGUCCCAGAUCCCUGUAUUACAGGGGCCAGGAUUUGAAAAUGCAGGUUCCGGCUCCGGGUGAUCUGCUUGGCUGACAGGGUGGACACAUGAAUCAAAGUUUAUUACAGGCUUUUGGAAUCAGUUCAUUCAGGGGAACGGUGGUACUCUUAGAAACCACGCCAAAAACAAACCAACCAGAGCACUCUGAGGAGCCACUGGAGAUGGUGGCAUGGUUUCUUCACAUGCAAGCGACCUGUGAAACUGUGAACUUUGUACAGACAGGUCACCUGGAGUUUUCUUUUUUUCCUUAGCUUACUGAUUUCUUUCUGUUGCAAAAGUGUUGGGACAGAAGCGGAACUGUGAAGGAGAACCUGAAAUGCACUAAAUUGUAUUCUAUUAAACUGGAGUUACUUGAUUCAAUGAAGAGCCGAGCUGCUCUACUUGUAUUUAUUGUCUCAGAGUAGUAACGUCGUGACAAUCAAACAUGACUUGCCUCAAGGCCUGUACCUCCUGGCUUCUGUACCAGCGAGUCCUAGAACUACAGGAACGGCUCUUACUGGAAGCCACACAGAUCAUGGACUUUAAUGAUCGAAUGCUUCGUGGGCGGGCGGACAUCUGGGCUUCUUUUCCUAUUGCUGAGAAAUUGCCAUAUCUGACUGUGGGCAGUCUCAAAGGGAUGCUUUGUCUACAGGGUGCAACUGUGUUACACGGAUGUUUCCUUUUGUACACUUCUUUUUACAAGUUUGCUAUUCACAAGCUUUCUGUGGUAAGGAUGGGAGUCUGUGCUCUAAGGAAGACAUCCAGGUCUGGGAGCUAAGCUAUACUUCCCUGGCCUGGAUCUGCCGCCUGGCUGUGUCGACUGCUAUGCAAGGCUCUCUGUCCACAGCAUGUGAAAGAUCCCUCAGGCAGCGUGGCAUUCCUGCUUGGUGGUACUUUCCAGGUAAAAUGCAUACGAGUCAUACUUGUUUAUUAUAUUGUCGUGAACAAGGGAUAAAAUGUCCACAAUAUAUGAAGAAGUGACUCUC
Molecule: messenger RNA, 6057 nt
Organism: Psammomys obesus (fat sand rat)
Lineage: Eukaryota; Metazoa; Chordata; Mammalia; Rodentia; Muridae
Gene: Agpat3
Product: 1-acylglycerol-3-phosphate O-acyltransferase 3
Exons: 11
Coding region: 397-1527 (376 amino acids)
Cellular component (GO): endoplasmic reticulum; endomembrane system
Molecular function (GO): 1-acylglycerol-3-phosphate O-acyltransferase activity
Source: RefSeq, a predicted model, not a curated record